GCAAAAAUUCAAAGUGAUAAAGACGUCCAAUUCAAAAUCAAAUUCUAGUAAAUCUUCAAACCCCUAAUAAUAAUACCCAAAAAAUUUCCCCGCCAACACCACCCACCCAUAUGGCACUUUCUGCCCCGCCACCACCGCUAGAUCCUCCGUCAACCACCACAACAACCACCAUAACCACUAGCACCAUAAGACCAAUUAUCCCAAACCCUAUAAGACCACCCACCCCUCAACCUCAACCUCACCCUUUUUCCCUCCAAUCUUCUCACUACCCACCUACCCAAACCCAACCACCCCAACGCCUACCACCCCCCUCCAAUCCUAAUUACUCUCAAUUAGUACCAAAACCUCCUAAUAAUCCCGACCCACCACAUCAUCUUCAAGGCUUUCUCUACCCAGUUGCUUCCUCCGGCCGCGGUUUUUUACCCAAACCUAGUACUAGUAAUUACCCCAAUCGCCCAGUUGUUGGCUCUCGACCACCUUUUGGGCUCAAUCAUAUGGAUCUGGGUUCGGUUCAGACCGCUGGUGCGGGUGUUAGACCGACCCAUUUGCAACACACCCUUGUUGGGUCGUCUCCUACUGCCAAUUCAGCUGUAAUUAAUGGAUUUCCAGUUGUCACUUCUUCUUCGCAUCCUAAGAUUGCUCCUACUCAGCCUUCCAUUUCAGAUUGCAAUGGCUUCAGAGAGGGGAGGGAAAGAAGUAAGGAUGACACCUUUGCUAUAAUCAGAGACAGAAAGGUAAGUGUCUAUCUUGUCGUUUAUUUUGAUUUAUGAAAUUACUUGCCGUGUUUGUUGUUGUUGAUGUCUGACAUGACCCUCAUUUUUUUCGAUGGCGGUGAUGUCCGAGCCAUCUUGCACGCACCUUGACUAUUCCAUCGGGCAUUUGCUACCUCCCACUAGCACAAGUACUGGUAACUUUGCCACCAAGGCUAGGGCAGAUGAGAAGAUAUCACCUACUAUUUUUUGCCUCCGCUUGAAUUUGAACUUGAGAUCUCAUGGUUCUCCACCCACUUCAUUGACUACUAGGCCACACCCUUGGAUUUUUGACAGAUGGAAGUCAUUAAAAUUAUUUCCCAUCCUAAAAAAUAAGUAGAAAAGGAAAAAAACGUGUUAGAGUUUGACUAUCUGGCGACUAUUUUAUCACCUCUCUUUCAUGCAGUUGUGAAUAUAACUGUUACUCGAAUUCUCUAAAUAUGUUUCCGAAUAUGUGUCUGAUCCUCCAAAGUAGUGCAUUUUUGGAUGAUCUGCGAGGGUACGACAUCAUUUAUGGAGAGCCGCACAACAUACUAUAUAAUGCGAUGCCUAGCUUCUAAAAACGUUAUGGAAAAGGCCCUCAAUAAUGACAUUGUUUUGGCAUCCUUUCAAUCAUCACACUUCUUUGUAAUCCAGCGGAGGUGCAACCAAAUAAAAUUUAGUUGUGAAUAAUGUUAGUAUUGGGGAUCGGGCCUCAAGAGUGUGACCUAGUGGUCAAUCAAGUAGAUUGAGAACCAUGAAGUCUCAGGUUCAAAUUCCAGCGAUGGCAAAAACACUAGGUGAUUUCUUCUUAUCUAUCCAAG
Nicotiana attenuata is the source of this 1552-nucleotide messenger RNA. RefSeq names its product proline-rich receptor-like protein kinase PERK8. The transcript is spliced from 3 exons. Bases 111 to 770 code for a protein of 219 amino acids. Lineage: Eukaryota; Viridiplantae; Streptophyta; Magnoliopsida; Solanales; Solanaceae. The record is from RefSeq and is a predicted model, not a curated record.